Messenger RNA from Cynara cardunculus var. scolymus (artichoke), 3131 nucleotides. RefSeq lists its product as uncharacterized. The record is from RefSeq and is a predicted model, not a curated record. The transcript has 5 exons. Bases 7 to 3018 code for a protein of 1003 amino acids. NCBI's taxonomy places the organism in Eukaryota, Viridiplantae, Streptophyta, Magnoliopsida, Asterales, Asteraceae.
AGUAGGAUGACUCGUGUGAUCGAAACCGCUGCCUCCGUCGACUCCGCUUACGUCGCCGGAGCGCCGUCCUCCAUGGCCACCAUAUCCGCUUUCCUUCAUUCCAUUACGGCGGAAAGCCAACCAUCAACAACAUCGACAGCUCCUUCGUCGGAAUCAAACCUAAUCAAACAAGAACAUCCAGACAUGACGAACACUCACAUCGUCGAUUUACCACCACCGCCGUUCAUAAAUUCCAUCAAUGGUCUCCGCACCCUCUCCACAGCAUUGUCCACAUUCCUCCGCCGCUACGACGAGUUACAUGAUCACCUCAAUUUCAUCAAAACAUCAAUCGACUCGAAAUUGCCAAAUCACCUCCUCUAUACCGAUAACCCUAACCACUGCGUAACUGCCUUAACGGAAGCCUCCUCUGUUGAUACCGUAACCGCUGCUCCUGAAACAAUGGCCACAGAACAAAACCCUAAGGGAACUGCAAAUAAUUGCGGACGGAACCAUGGAAACGUGAGGAAGCCUGAAGGCUCCUCGGAGAAGUCUGAAGAAAAUGAUACUUCGGAGAACCGUGAAGAAACUGAGAUUUUGAAGAAGCCUGAAGAAAUUGAUAUCUCGAAGAAGCCUGAUGUAUCUGAAUUGGAAAGCCAUUGUGAACGGAUGUCUGGUCGGGGGAUGAGGAAGUAUGUAGUCAGAAAUAUUUCUGACAUGAAUAAACUCCGCGAAGAAAUUCCGAAGGCAUUGAAACUAGUCAAAGAUCCUGCAAAACUCGUUCUACAGAGCGUUGGGAGGUUUUUCUUAUCGAGCAGUAGAUCAUUCGCAGAGGGGUCGAAGAUGGCUGUGGUAAGGCUAGCUGCAGUUUUGAUUUUGGAAUGCUUUGUGAUGAUAAGCAGUGACGGCAUUGAGAUUGCAAAAGAAGAAGAAGAAUAUGCAGCAAAAGCGGCUGUUGAUUGGAGGAAAAGGAUGAUCAAGGAAGGUGGGUUGGCAAAAACGGAUGAGGUUGAUGCCAAGGGUUUGCUUCUCUUUAUCAGUGGGUUUGGGAUUCCAGGUAUCUUUAAGAAUGAAGAUAUUACGGAUUUGAUUAGGGCUAGUAACGUGAAGAAAAUUUCCUCUGUUCUUUGUCGAUCGGCCAUUCUUAUCUCAAAGAUUCCAGAGGUAAUUCAUUGGAUGGUGAAGAAUGAUCUGGAAAUAGAAGCUACAGAUAUUGCCGAUACUUUUGCUUUGGAGGAUAAGUGCCAUAAAUUUAAAGACAAGCAACAUGGUUCUUCUCCUCAAGUGGACAUGGGAGCUAACGGUGGCGUUUCUUUUAACGGAACUGCAACUAAUUGCGUAUGGGGACAUGAAAAAGUGAGGAAGCCUGAGAUCGCCGAUAUCUCGGAGAAGUCCGAAAAAACUGAUUUUUUGGAGAAGCGUGAAGAAACUGAGACUUUGAAGACGCCUGAAGAAACUGAUAUAUCAAAGAAGCCUGAUGUAUCUGAACUGGAAAGCUGUUGUGAACGGAUGUGUGGUCGGGGGAUGAGGACAUAUGUAGCCAGACAUAUUUCUGACAUGAAUAAGCUUCAGAAAGAAAUUCCGAAGGCAUUGAAACUAGCCAAAAAUCCUGCAAAAUGUGUGCUAGAGGGCGUUGGGAGGUUUUUCUUACAGGGCAGUAGAUCGUUCUCCAAGGGGUCAAAGGUGAGUGUAGCAAGGCAAGCUUCGGUUGUGAUUUUGGAGUGCUUUGUGAUGAUAAGCAGUGACGGUAUCGAUAUUGCAAAAGAAGAAGAAGAAUAUGCAGCAAAAGCGGCUGUUGAUUGGAGAAAACGGAUGAUCAAGGAAGGUGGGUUGACAAAAACGGAUAAAAUUGAUGCCAGGGGUUUGCUUCUGCUUAUCAGUGGGUUCGGGAUUCCAGAUGUGUUUAAGAAUGAGGACAUUCGGGAUUUGAUUAGAGCUAGUAACGUGAAGAAAGUGUCAUCUGCUCUUCGUCGUUCAAUCAUUCUUAUCCCAAAAAUUCCAGAGGUAAUUGAUUGGAUGCUGAAGAAUGAUCUCUAUAUAGAAGCUGCUGAUAUUGCCUAUACUUUCGGUUUGGAAGAUAAAUGCCGCCCGCAGACCAUAUUGACGACAUUCUUGCACAAUAAAAUUAAUGACGGGCAACAUGGUUCUUCUGCUGAAGCGAAUGCUAAGAAGCAGCUAUCGUAUCUGAAGUCAGUAAGAAAAUGUUUGGAAGCUCACAACGUUGAUCUCUCAAAGCCCCUUGCGGACUAUAAAAUCAACGAAAGAAUACACCAGCUCGAGAAAGAGAUAAACGAGCUCGAUUCAAAAUCCGUGGAAAAGAACCCAUCCCGAAAGAGAAAGGUGAAAGAAGCUGAAUCUUCAAGAAACGAAAAACAACAUGAAACAAAACGCACUCGUUUAAGUAGUCACAAGAAUCUGCCACAAGAGCCAAAACCGGUCAAUUACUAUGCUAAAAGCCCGUAUAACCAAUUGACACGAUCCGGUAGCAGCAGUUACUUCGAUCGGAAACUCCCGAGCGAUUGCAUCGGUGCGUAUCCGACUUCAUCUGUGUUAUCUGCACCCGGGCUGUCGGAAAACGUAGCUAGCUCGGUAGCCAUUGAAAGUGAAAGUGGUUUAGCCGGUGGUGGCAUGCUCAUCGGUUCUUACGGCUCGGGUCUUGCCGUUGAAAGUGGAGGUGGGUUAUCCAGUUGUUAUGGAGGAACCUAUCCUGACCAAGUGAUGAACGGUCGACCUUACGGUUGGCAUGAGGACUCGUUGUUGGUCGAGCGGUAUCUGGGUCAACCCUAUUCGAGAAUUGGUCAAACAUACGAUUUGCAACCUUCAACGAGUGGUUUGAUUGGUUUGUACGGUAGACAACUGGGACGGCCAUCACUAGAAACAUUUCCUGGAUUGCCAAGUUCAUCUGGGUCACAGGGCUUUUCGGGUCAAGGAGCCCCGGGUUCGGAUCUGUACCGUUUCGCUGAUACCGUUGUACAAAAUGAAUCGUAUCGUGGUUCUUAUGCAUCAGGUGGUGGUACCAUUCGCUCACCUCACUUGUACUGAACAAAUGGUUAGAGUUAAGGUUGAUACGAGGUUAAAUCAUGAUGUUGAUACUACCUCGUUUUUUAUGUAAAAAUGUGAACUCGCUUCUCAUGGUAUAUAUGCAUGGUGUUUGG